Molecule: messenger RNA, 1496 nt
Organism: Schizosaccharomyces cryophilus OY26
Lineage: Eukaryota; Fungi; Ascomycota; Schizosaccharomycetes; Schizosaccharomycetales; Schizosaccharomycetaceae
Product: hydroxyacid dehydrogenase
Exons: 3
Coding region: 307-1308 (333 amino acids)
Cellular component (GO): cytosol
Molecular function (GO): glyoxylate reductase (NADPH) activity; NAD binding; hydroxypyruvate reductase [NAD(P)H] activity
Source: RefSeq, a predicted model, not a curated record
GCAUAACGCAGCUUAAGAUGAUACUUGCUUCUUGAAAGGAUGAAGCUUUGCUUGAAAGAAUUCUCUGUAUUUUUUUAUUCUUUUUCUAAUUAUCUAAUUGCUUUACCAAAAAUGACUGGCAACACAUCAAUUUAUGUACCUCUACCAUCGAAAGUUAAUAUUGCUUUCAAGUUGACCCCAAAAAACUUGCAUUUCCAUUCCAAAAAUUCCUAGCAUAACUCAUUAGAUCCGAGUGUUCACAAGUUCUUACUGCUAGUUUGCUUAUUCUUCUCCCUCAUCACUGUAUAACUUAAUCAUACUCCCACUAUGCCUUCCUCAUCUACGAAACCUUCAAUUCUUUUAGUCGGCUCUUUACGCCAUGCCUUUAAGGAAUGGAAAUCUCUUAACGAGUACGCCGACUUAAAGGUAUUCUGCGAUGAAAGUCGUGAAGUGUUCUAUGAACGAUGCAAAACUGAGUUUCAAAACGUCAAGGCUAUCCUUCGUACCUACAACAGUAAGUUCUUCAUGGGUGUAUUUGAUGAAGAUGUCAUUCAGCAUCUCCCCUCAUCUGUGAAAUACAUCUGUCAUGUUGGUGCUGGUUAUGAAACCGUCAAUGUCGAUGCUUGCUCCAAACGUGGUAUUCGAGUCGCGAACUGUCCUGUCGCUGUAGACGAUGCAACGGCUGAUACGGCUAUUUUUUUGAUGAUUGGAGCAUUCCGUCGCUUUAAUAAAGGUCUCUUUAGCUUACGAGAUGGACAUUGGAGCCUUAACAAUCAGCCUUCUCAUGACCCCGAAGGAAAGACACUUGGCAUCCUCGGUAUGGGCGGCAUUGGUAGAACAGUCGCAAAACGAGCUCGUGCUUUUGACAUGAAUAUCAUCUAUUACAACCGUCGUCCUCUUAGUGAAAAAGACGCUGCCGGUGCUAAGUAUGUUCAAUUUGACCAGCUUUUGACCGAAUCAGAUGUCUUGUAUCUGAGCUUGCCCUUAAACAAGCACACAUACCAUAUUAUCGGCAAAGACGAAUUUAAGAAGAUGAAGCGAGGCAUUGUCAUUGUCAAUACUGCCCGUGGCCCCGUCAUGGAUGAGGAAGCUCUCGUCGAUGCCUUGAAGGAAGGUAUCGUUUAUUCCGCCGGACUUGAUGUAUUUGAGCAUGAGCCUCAAGUGCAUCCUGGCCUUAUUGAAAACCCAGAUGUCAUCCUUCUUCCUCAUUUGGGCACCAACUCCUUGGAAACUCAACAUAAGAUGGAAGCUUUUUCCAUCGAAAACAUGAAGAGCGGUGUUCUACAUGAUAAGCUUAUUAGUCCUGUACCCGAACAAAGAGAAAUGUAAUUCUGAAUCCACGUACAAAUCCGUGGAAUAUCGCAAUUCUUUUGAUCCUUUUACUUUCUUUUUAAAUUGCUUCUUGAUCACUUAUACUCCCUGCUUACUAUAUGUUAUCCUUGAAUGAUGUUUUACAGUAAUAAAUUCUGGUUUGCUGUCAUAAAUUAUUAAUGUUAUUUCAUUUCAAAAACUAAACC